UCAAGUCACCUUUGGAGGGCCGGGAGCCUGGAGCCAGGGUCUCACGGAUCAGGCAAGGAGCAGACGCACUUCCGGCCAUAGGUAUCGCGUUAGGGGUGCGGCCCAGCCGCAGCCAAUCCGGUCCUCCCCGGCGCAAGAGCCCAGCCAAUGGGGCGGCGGCCCAGCGGAGCCCCCGCAACCCGCCCCCAGAUUCCCCGCAGAGUCUCUGGUAGGGGGCCGCGCGCGAUGGGCCCGGGAGGAGCCGAUGAGCUCAGGGCCGCAGAGGCUGUGCCACUGCCGUUCGUGCGCGUUGCCCCUAAGCUCUUUCUCGGAAGCGCGCGCGCCGCGGGCGCCACGGAGCAGCUGACGCAUGAGGGCGUCACUCUGUGCGUCAACGUCUCCCGUCAGCAGCCGGGCCCGCGCGCGCCUGGAGUGGCCGAGCUGCGCGUGCCCGUGUUCGACGACCCGGCUGAGGACCUGUUGGCGCACUUGGAGCCCACCUGUGCCGCCAUGGAGGCUGCGGUACGAGCAGGCGGCGCCUGCCUCGUGUACUGCAAGAACGGCCGCAGCCGCUCCGCUGCCGUCUGCACCGCCUACCUUAUGCGGCACCGCGGCCUCAGUCUGGAGCUUGCGUUCCAGACAGUGAAGGGUGCCCGCCCGGUAGCCGAACCCAAUCCAGGUUUCUGGUCUCAACUUCAGAAGUACGAGCAGAUCCUGCAGGCCAAGGCGCGGAUGCCCCGAGAGCCAACCGACCCCAGUAGCGGGGUCCCACGACCCCAGUGAGCCGCACCGUUCAGCCUUCGGCGUCUCCAACGGUCCUUGCGGCGGCGACGGAGGCUUGCCGGCACGACUGGAGGGACAUCUGCCCCUCCGUCUUCGCUGUCACACCAAGGCCCUGCUUCUCCCCCAAGUCUCCUCUUGCAGCAGCGCAGCUUGGCAGCGUCUCAUCCCCCUUCAGCUGGCAGUGCAGCAUCGUGUUCCUCUAGGAGGCCCUUGUUGCCUAGACAGCUUAUUUGGCAGGCUUUGGUCACAUAAACCACAGAAGAAAGUUUGUACAGGGAGCGAAAGCGGGGAGAGCCAGAGACAGGAGAUGAGGCCCGGCCAUCUACCUGGGAACAGCGGGCAGCUGCUGCAGCCACCCAAACUUCAUCCUGGGCCCCUUCCCAAAACUGAGCGAGGGAACGAAGCUGCUGCAGUCGAGUAGCAGGUCGCAGGUCCAUCUCCCACUAUACCUUACCUCUCCCAUCAUGCCAGCUCUGUGCUGGGCUUCCCUCGAUGUGGAGAGUGGAGCCCAGCGCCUCUCUAGUUCACACACAGCUUGACUUGGACAUCUGUGGCCUUCAGACUCCUAGAAAAUUAGCCACCAUCCACACCCCUUGAGUAAGACAAUAAGAAAACAGCAAAGGAAAAUGUGGGUGAUGUGUGUGAAUUGCAGAUAAUGUAGUCAUGGGUUAAUAUACUCAAUGUAUUUAAGGCAAUGAAUGAAUAAAGCACUUUAGUUGGUUUCUGCUA
Cavia porcellus (domestic guinea pig) is the source of this 1491-nucleotide messenger RNA. It is a transcript of the gene Dusp28, whose product is annotated as dual specificity phosphatase 28. Bases 148 to 762 code for a protein of 204 amino acids. The transcript has 2 exons. The record is from RefSeq and is a predicted model, not a curated record. Gene Ontology annotation, biological process: protein dephosphorylation. Gene Ontology annotation, molecular function: protein tyrosine/serine/threonine phosphatase activity. Lineage: Eukaryota; Metazoa; Chordata; Mammalia; Rodentia; Caviidae. Gene Ontology annotation, cellular component: cytoplasm.